AUGGAUAGUAAUCCUGAGCCUUCUCAGGCUAAAAAAAAAAAUAGAAAAUGGAAGAGUCGAAAUAAAAAAUCGAACAAUCCUGGGGGGAACCUCCCUGUUCCAUCUGGAUCGAACUUCGGUGAAUCACUAGUUAGCAAUACGGCUCAAAGUUUGCCAACAAGGAGAAGACAAAACAAUACAGGAAGUCAAGGUGUUAGUGCCGCAAAUGGCAUGAGCGGUCUUGAAGCUUUAGAUUUCUUAACUAGAGCUCCGCUUGUACCUAGUAAUAACUCAAACUUAAUUGAUGAAAGAAAUUCAGUGAAUCAACAACUUCCAGCUAUAACGCCAGCCAAAAAACGAACGAACAGGAAAAAAAAUAAGAGUAAUCAAGAUGUUCCUGCUUCAUCAGUGGCAGAUCAGAAUGGGAGUAUGAGUUCAAGAGCAAAUCCGAGACACAACCCUCAACGACCACCGAAAAAGGAGAAUAAGGUAAUUAAUACCCCCAGACACAGGCCAUAUGUUCGACAUGUAGACCAAAACGCUAUGACUUUUAAAGAGAAACUUAUAUAUCAAUUAGAGAACAAUAAGUACGAGUGCAUGAUAUGUUUCCAAAAUAUAACUCCACGACAAAAAGUUUGGUCAUGUAAAGAGUGUUAUCAUGUCUUCCACAUAAGUGGAGAAUGCAUAUUGAAUUGGGCGAAAAAAAGCAUUGAAGAGUCAGGGAGUUGGAAUUGUCCCGCUUGCAAGGCUCAAUACUCACAGGUCCCUGCUUAUUACUGCUUUUGUGGGAAGUUGAGAAAUCCCCAAACUAGAAACGGAGAUAGGCCUCAUGCCUGUGAAAGCUUAUGUCUAGCUAAGAGGGGGGUUGGAUGUGUUCAUCCAUGUAAUGAGCCUUGCCAUCCUGGUCCUUGUCAGGAAUGUACGGCGUAUGUCACAAAAACAUGUUCGUGCGGUAAAACUACCAAGUCCGUCCGUUGUGGACAAUCUGUCGAGUGUUACAACCAAUGUGAUAAGGCGUUAAGUUGUGGAAAUCACAAAUGUGAGAAAAUGUGCCAUGCUGGAGAUUGUGCACCAUGUGAAGUACAAUUGAAGCAAUUAUGUUUUUGUGGAAGAGAAGAAAGAAGUUUGGAAUGUGGCCCGGGAUUGAGUUCCUUUGAUCGUUUCAGCUGUGAUCACCCCUGUCCUCUGAAGUACUCCUGCGGCAUUCAUGAUUGCGCCAAUAAAUGUCACGAUACAGCAAAAGGAUGUGGCUUAUGUCCAACAUCAGUAGAGAGAAUCACUUCUUGCCCAUGUGGCCAAAUGAGUUUUGAAGAAAAGAAAAUUAAAAGAAAUUCAUGUUUGGAUCCUAUACCCACUUGUUCCAACGUUUGUAACAAAGUGUUAGCCUGUGGGAACUUUGAUCAUAGAUGCGUUGCACAAUGUCAUAACGGCGAUUGUCCACCCUGCGAAGAUGAAGCUUUUAUCAAAUGUCGCUGUAGAAAAUCAAAGGAGAUUAUACGAUGUUCCGAAGUCCCUUCGAGGACUAAUGAAUAUAAUGAGAUUUUAUGCAAAUAUAAAUGCCAAAAAAGGAAAUCUUGCGGCAUUCACAGAUGCAAUGAACGUUGUUGUGUUUCUACUGAUCAUACUUGUCUACAGUUGUGUAGGAAGAAAUUAAGUUGUGGCCUUCAUUUCUGUGACUAUAUAUGCCAUUCUGGGCAAUGUCGUCCAUGCUUGAAUGCUAGUAAGUGUCAUACUGAGGAGGAUUGUCCACCUUGUACCGUGCUUACCGAGAAGCAGUGUUAUGGUGGACAUGAAGUUAGAAAGAACAUUCAGUGUCAUUUCUCUGGAAUUUCUUGCGGAAAGCCAUGUGGAAAACAACUAUCUUGCGGUGUUCAUAAAUGUGAUCGCAAUUGCCAUCCUGGGGAAUGUUAUGUGGAGGGGGUUAAUUGCACGAGACCAUGUCCUGCUGUUAGAUCAUCUUGCGAACACGCGUGCGCAAUGCCUUGUCAUCCAGAAGAAGAUUGUCCAGAUACCAAAUGUAUGCAGAUGGUGGAGGUUACCUGUUCAUGUGGUCGUCGUAAUGGAAAGAUGAAGUGCUAUGAUAUGAUGGCAUCCAUUAUACGAACAAAAGCAGCUGCAGCACAAGCAGAAGAAGGGUCGGAAAUCUCAGAAGAUAAUCCCACUCCGGGGGUUUUGACAAGAUCUAUGAGUGUUGAAAAUAUGACUUGCUUAUCAUGCAAUGAUGAUUGUAAGCGAGUUGCCCGAAAUAAGAAAGUAGCGGAAGCACUCUCAAUCGUUACGGAUGAAGAUGGGCUGACUGAUGAACCAACCGUAACCUUCACUGAAACUCUGAAAGAUGAAUUCAGAAAGAAUCCUAGUUUUGUUCAUGAAGUUGAGGCUACUUUUUGCUCAUUGGCUAAAAGUCUCAUAGAUGCCACUGUCUCUGAUGCACUCUCUCAUUCUUUCCGACCGAUGCACAUUGACAGAAGACGUUUCAUUCAUAACUAUGCGCAACUGUUCUGUAUGACCACAGUUAGUGUGGACGACCCACCCAAACGGAGCGUAAUUGUCACUGCACGAAGAAGUUGUGUCCGAGUUCCCCUGGUUUUGCUCACUGAUUUGCAGAAAUAUCCCUCACUUUUGAAAAGCCAUGGUUUAGUAACUCUUAAAAAUACUCCCACAAACGAUCAGAUCAAAAAGGCUGAACCUAUGCCUGAGAAGGGGAUGCAACCGCUGAAGAACAAGUGCAAAGUUUUCAAAAGGAUACCUAUAGUAAUCUCAAAACCGCCUCCGUUAAAGCAACAGAACUUUUUCUCUGUGUUAUGCAGUGAUAACGAAGAAGAAAACAAUGAUGAGAUUCAACCUCGGCAUAGUGGAGUUGUUAAAAGUAUGUGGUGGAGUGAUGAAGAAGACGACGUAGUUGAUAAAGAUUUUGUUGAUCAUACAGAUAUAACUGAGCUUCUAAAUGAUUGUAUAAAGAAAGUUAUAACUUUUUUGGGUGAAGAAUAG
Messenger RNA from Auanema sp. JU1783, 2967 nucleotides. The record is from the annotation of a GenBank genome assembly. NCBI's taxonomy places the organism in Eukaryota, Metazoa, Nematoda, Chromadorea, Rhabditida, Rhabditidae.